Microtus ochrogaster (prairie vole) is the source of this 2373-nucleotide messenger RNA. It is a transcript of the gene Ripk3, whose product is annotated as receptor interacting serine/threonine kinase 3. The record is from RefSeq and is a predicted model, not a curated record. Gene Ontology annotation, biological process: protein phosphorylation. Lineage: Eukaryota; Metazoa; Chordata; Mammalia; Rodentia; Cricetidae. Gene Ontology annotation, molecular function: ATP binding; JUN kinase kinase kinase activity.
UCUGCCUGGUCUAUCUAGCAAAUUCUAGACCAUCUGGGGCUACGUAGAGAGAACCUGUCUCAAAAAAAAAUUUUUUUUAAAUAAAUAAAUAUGGGCUAGGUUGGUGAAGAAGAGCCAGGUUCUAAGCUAUUUCCAUACUUACUUGACCAAGGUACUUAAGCUGUAAGUGCUUGUGUUUCCUGGUCUAUAGAAAGGUAAAUAAGGUUGAUCCGAGAUUAAGGAAGACGUUAUGUGUACCUGACCCAAGGCAAGCCUUAUUAGAAGCAUUGCCCGUGAUCUUAGAAGAGCUGAGUCUAAGACCAUAAAGUUUUCAUUCUCCCUUCAACCCAAUUAGGCAGGUGAUGGAGCUGGGAACACAGAGUUAGUUCCAAGAGAGACUGGGCUGUUGUGGAGAGCCAAUUGUGCGUUCCUGGGUGGUGAGAAUUUUUCCUUCCUUCCUUCCUUCCUUCCUUCCUUCCUUCCUUCCUUCCUUCCUUUUUUGUGACACACCCAAUGCCCAGUUACUCCUGUGGAAACAGUUCGAGGCAGGUGCACAGAAAUGAACAGCCCUAAGUUUUCGUUUGCUCCACCCCAGGGGGCGGGACCUCGUUUAAGAAGGAAGUUAUUCGAUCACUCAUUCAAAGUAGGGUUGGGUGAACGUCCUGGGAAGUGGAAUUCGGGGCCUGGACCUCCGUGAUCCAAUAGAUCACUCCCUUUGCAGGCGCUGUCUUCCUCUCAACCCAAACCCCCAGCUGUCACCGUCGUUCCCGCUUUCUGUGCACAUAACUCCUGGAAGCCGCUAACUCCUGAUGUCUUCUGCCAAGUUAUGGAACUAUGGUGCCUCGGCCUCUCUUGUACCCUGUGAUGAACUGAUGAACCCAAAGUUUGUGGGCUAUGGCGGAUUUGGUACAGUGUUCCGGGCACAACACAGAACUUGGGGCCAUGAUGUGGCAGUCAAGAUCGUGAACUCGAAGGCGAUAUCCAGGGAGGUGAAAGCUAUGGCGAAUCUGCGUAGCCAGUACGUGCUGCUCCUGCUUGGGGUCACCGAGGACCUCGAGUGGGAUUACAUAUCUGGGCCGGCUCUGGUGACAGUCUUCAUGGAGAACGGCUCCCUCGCAGGGCUGCUACAGAGCGCGUGUCCUCGACCCUGGCCGCUCCUCUGUCGCCUGCUGCAUGAAGUGGUGCUAGGGAUGUGUUACUUGCAUAGCUUGAACCCAGUGCUCCUGCACCGGGACCUCAAGCCUUCCAAUGUCCUGCUGGAUCCAGAGCUCCACGCCAAGCUAGCAGAUUUUGGCCUGUCCACAUUUCAGGAAGGGUCACAGUCAGGGUCAGGGUCCAGGUCCAGGGAUUCAGGGGGUACCCUAGCUUACUUGGCCCCAGAGCUAUUGGUUAAUGUCAACCGGCCUGCUUCCCCAGCCAGUGACAUCUACAGCUUUGGGAUCCUUGCGUGGGCUGUGCUGGCUGGAAGAGAAGCUGAGUUGGUAGACCAAACAUCACUAGUUCGUGACGCAGUUUGUGAAAGGCAGAUUCGACCCCCAUUGGCAGAGUUGCCUCCCCCCAGCCCUGAGACUCCUGGCUUGGAAGUGCUGAAGGAGUUACUGAUGCGCUGCUGGAGUUCUGAGCCCAAGGACAGGCCAACCUUCCAGGAUUGCCAACCAAAAACAAAUGAAACCUACCGCCUGGUAGAGGACAAGGUAGAUGCUGCUGUCUCCGAGGUGAAGCAGUAUCUGUCUCCGCACAGAAACCGCAGCAGAAAGUUGUCAGACCAGAGAGGUACAGAAAUGAAUGACCCUGGGGAAAGCUCAGUUUCUGACAUGCUAGACAACCUGCAUCUGGACAGGGGCUCCAGACCAGUUCCUGAAGAAGGCAUAAGCCUUACAGAGAGAAGAGAACAGCAAGAACCAAUUGGGCGUGCCACAACAGCAGCGACAUCUUCAGAUACAGGGGCUGGAACUCCCCAAAUGCCACACACUCUACCCUCCAGAGGCCCAACACCCAGCCCAAACUUCCCUGAGGCUCCUGGUCCUCACCCCCAAAGGAAUCAGGGAGAUGAAAGACAAGAUACCUCCUGGGCUCCAGGGCCAAAUCCAACAGCAGGGUCACAGUCUGUUACCUUCAAGAACUGUUGUGGAGUGCAGAUUGGAAACAACAACUACAUGGCAGGCAGCUGCUUACCAGUGCUACCGAGAACUGCUUUACCCAAGAAGAGCCCAGCACAGCGCGGCAGGGGCAGGGGCUGGCAGCCCCUCCAUGAGUAGAUUUCGGAGAAUACCCGCAGGAGCCUGAAGCCAGUAUAGAGGAAAUUAAAGCACAUUGUAAGGAUCCCGGAACGACUAAGACGAUCAUUGCCACUUUCUGUGCUCCCCAAUAUUCUUUGAGAGCAUUUAGACCUAC